Molecule: messenger RNA, 4799 nt
Organism: Globicephala melas (long-finned pilot whale)
Lineage: Eukaryota; Metazoa; Chordata; Mammalia; Artiodactyla; Delphinidae
Gene: ZNF862
Product: zinc finger protein 862
Biological process (GO): regulation of DNA-templated transcription
Molecular function (GO): protein dimerization activity
Source: RefSeq, a predicted model, not a curated record
CGCGCCUCUCCUGGCUCCGCGAGCGUCACCGCCCCCUCUGACCAGGGACGGCCGGUUCCGGGCCGCGCUCCCUCCCCGCCGGGGCGCCCUCCCUUCCGGGGGUCCCGGUCCCCAAGGUGGUCGCGGCUACGGCAUCCUCAGGCCAGGCCGCGUGGGGAGGGGGCGGCCUGGAGGCCGUGGCGGGGUCAGCACGGGCCACCGAAAGCAGGGCCAUGGAGCCCAGGGAGUCGGGGAAGGCUCCUGUGACGUUUGAUGACAUCACGGUGUAUUUGCUUCAGGAGGAGUGGAUGCUGCUGAGUCAGCAACAGAAGGAGAUCUGUGGUUCUGAUGAGCUGGCGGCACCACUGGGACCAGCUGUUGCCAACCCAGAGCUGUUCUAUAAAUUUGAGCGAGGGCCAGAGCAGUGGCUAGCCAAGGUCCAGGGCCAGGGGAGUCUCUUGAGCCUCCACCGAGGAAAAAACAAGAUGGGCUUCAUGGAAGAAAUGGACAUGCAAAGUCCCGCCAGAGAAGCUGGACUCUACCUGCCUCCUCAGAAGAAAGCCUGUCCUUCGCAUUUCAGCUCAGAGGGUGGCAGCCUCCAGGGAGACUGCACAGGAAGAAGCAGAAAACCAUUGAGACCCCGGUCCAUCCAGAAGGCAUGGUUUGCGCAGUUCCCGUGGUUGGUCAUGAAUGAGGAGCGGACGGCUCUCUUUUGCUCGGCUUGCCGGGAGUACCCAUCCGUCAGAGACAAACGGUCAAGGUUAAUAGAAGGUUACACAGGACCAUUCAAGGUGGAGACUCUCAAAUACCAUGCCAAGAGCAAGGCCCACGUGCUCUGUGCCAAGGCCUUGGCAGCUCGGGACCCCAGCUGGGCAGCCCGUUUCCGGAGCAUCCACGAUGUGUCCAGAGAGGUGCUGGCCAGUCCGGGACACCUCUUCACUGCAGAUUACCCCAUAUGUUACCCCCCAGGGCCUCAGGGGAUCUAUGAUAACAUGGUCCAGCUCCUGCCCAGCUCGAGAGCUGCACUGGAGGACCCUGGAGGGCGUGGAGCAAUUCCUGCAUUGUACCUAGACUGCAUUCCUGAUUUCAGGCAAAAAGAAAUUGCUGAUGACAUCCACAGCUCCUCAGACGUUAACAUUUUGUGUAAUGACUCACCUGAACCCCGUGGCCAGGAUCCUUCUGAAGAGGGGCUGUUUGAGGAGGUUCCUGUGGUGUUUGAGGAUGUGGCGGUGUAUUUCACCCGGGAGGAGUGGGGCACGCUAGACAAGCGGCAGAAGGAGCUGUACAGAGACGUGAUGCGGAUGAAUUAUGAGCUGUUGGCAUCCCUGGGGCCUGCUGCUGCCAAACCAGCCUUGAUCUCAAAACUGGAGCGGAGAGCUGCACCCUGGACCAAGGACCCGAACGGGCCAAGGUGGGGGAAAGGGCGUCCUCCAGGGAAGAAGACGACGGUGGCCAUCAGAGAGGCACACACACAGGCCUCAGCUGAAGAAUCUGCACUGCUCCCAGCUCCUGCCAUGGAGACGUGCACCUCCUACUGCAAUCCCAGCCUUUGUGAAGUAGAAGCAGAUGGACGGAGGAAAAUCAAGAGGACUUACAGACCCCGCUCAAUUCAGAGGUCGUGGUUUGGGCAGUUCCCAUGGUUAGUAAUUGACCCCAAAGAGACCAAGCUCUUCUGCUCAGCUUGCAAAGAAAGACCUAGUCUCCACGACAAAUCAUCCCGGUUAGUCCGAGGUUACACGGGUCCUUUUAAAGUGGAGACUUUAAAGUACCAUGAAGUCAGCAAAGCACACAAGCUCUGUGUCAACACCGUGGAAGUCAAGGAAGACACCCCACAGGCCGCCCUCGUCCCCGAGAUCUCCAGUGACCUGAUGGCCGACAUGGAGCACUUUUUCAAUGCCGCCUAUUCCAUCGCGUACCACUCGAGGCCCCUGAACGACUUUGAGAAGAUCCUGCAACUCCUCCAAAGCACUGGGACCGUGAUUUUGGGCAAGUACCGAAAUCGCACCGCCUGCACUCAGUUCAUCAAAUACAUCUCCGAGACUCUGAAGAAGGAGAUCCUUGAGGAUGUCCGGAACUCCCCGUGUGUGAGCGUGCUGCUGGACAGCGCCACAGACACCUCCGACCAGUCCUGUGUGGGCAUUUACAUCCGCUACUUUAAGGGGAUGGAGGUGAAGGAGUCUUACAUCACUCUGGCCCCACUCUACAGCGAGACGGUGGAUGGAUACUUUGAGACCAUCAUCUCUGCCCUGGACGAACUGGACAUCCCCUUCCGGAAGCCUGGCUGGGUAGUGGGCCUGGGAACCGAUGGCUCAACCAUGCUGAGCUGCAGAGGAGGUCUGGUGGAGAAGCUCCAGGAGAUCGUCCCCCAGCUGCUGCCGGUGCAUUGUGUGGCCCACCGGCUACACCUGGCCGUGGUUGACGCCUGUGGAGGCAUCGACCUGGUCAAGAAGUGUGACCGGCACAUCCGAACCGUCUUCAAGUUCUAUCAGUCCUCGAACAAAAGGCUGAAUGAGCUGCAGGAAGGCGCGGCCCCGCUGGAGCAGGAAAUCAUCCGCCUGAAGGACCUGAACGCUGUCAGGUGGGUGGCCAGCAAGAGGCGCACGCUGAGUGCGCUCAUCGUGAGCUGGCCCGCCCUGGCCAGGCACCUGCAGAGCGUGGCGGAAGCAGGUGGCCAGGUCGGGCACAGGGCCAAGGGCGUGCUGAAGCUGAUGAAGGGCUUCCAUUUCGUCAAGUUCUGCCACUUCCUCUUGGACUUCCUGAGCAUCUACAGGCCUUUGUCCGAAGUGUGCCAGAAGGAGAUCGUGCUGAUUACGGAGGUGAACUCCACGCUGGGCCGGGCCUAUGUAGCACUGGAGACCCUCCGUCACCAGGCAGGACCCAAAGAGGAGGAGUUCAAUGCCGGCUUCAGGGAUGGGCGGCUCCACGGCAUCUUCUUGGAUAGAAUGGAGAUGGCAGAACAGCGGUUCCAGGUGGACAGGGAGAGAAUGAUCCUGACUGGGAUUGAAUACCUCCAGCAAAGGUUUGACGUGGACCGUCCCCCUCAGCUCAAGAACAUGGAGGUGUUUGACGCCAUGGCCUGGCCAAGUGGGAUGGAACUGGCCGGUUUUGGGAAUGAUGAUAUUCUUGCCCUGGCCAGAUAUUUUGAACUCUCACUGCCCCCAGGAUACAGCGAGGAAGCACUGCUGGAGGAGUGGCUGGGCCUGAAAGCCAUCGCCAAGAACUUGCCAUUCUCCAUGCUGUGCAGGAACGCCCUGGCCCAGGACUGCCGCUUCCCCUUGCUCAGCAGGCUCGUGGCAGUGGUGGUCUGUGUGCCCGUCUCCACCUCCUGCUGUGAGCGCGGGUUCAGUGCCAUGAACCGGAUCAGGACCGAUGAGAGGACCAAGCUCUCCAACGAGGUGAUCAACAUGCUCAUGAUGACAGCGGUGAAUGGUGUGGCGGUCGCAGAGUACAACCCCCAGCCCGCCAUCCAGCACUGGUACCUGACCUCCUCGGGUCGGCGUUUCAGCCACGUCUACACCUGUGCCCAAGUGCCACCCCGCUCCCACACAAGGGCGGGGCUCAGGAAGGAGAAGAUGGGAGCACUCCGUGUGGAGGAGGCCGUGACCCAGAAGCCGCCCAUCCCGUCCUACAGGGAACCCAUGGAGGUCCUGACGGACUGCGUCCUAGAGCCGCGCCACGGACUCCUGUGUCCCCACCCCAGCCAAGAGGCCCUGGGCUGUCCUGAUAAAGCGCUCCUAAUCCUCAGAGCAAGAGGCUAGUCCUGCGAGCAGCGCCGUGCCUGAGUGCCACACGCACGAUUCCCUGUGCGAGUCUAGUCGUGGAGGUGGAGGCCAGCUAGGGACGCCCCAGCCUCUCCACAUCUGUGCUCUGAGGAAGCCUCCGAUGCCAGCUCGUGAGAAACUUGGGCCCCUUGGCGGCGGGUGCGGGGGGUGACUGAAAAUGCUAUUUGUCACAGGGAUUUGCACUACCCGCUUUCUCGAGGGGCACAGGCAUGCCCUGGGUCCCCUCUGUUCGCUAAUGGCAGAGAGGACGCUGACCAUUUUGUGCAGGACCCCAGGCUGAAGCUUGGUGAGACCCCUUGCCCAAGCUGACAUCUCAUUUUGUUUCAAGAGACUUGCAGCAUUUCAGACCCCAGGGCCUGGAGACCCUGUUGUUGGAGAGCCUUCCUAUUUUUGCCUCACAAAAAAACAAGCUGAAGGGCAUUGGGGAUAGAAGGAGCAAGCUCUUUGCCUUUGGCCAGAGUCCUAGCCAUGCCUCCACCCUCGUUCCCUACCUGUGAUCUCCAUAGACAUGCCCACAGGGCUGACAUUCUGAGUGACCAGCAUUUUAACUGACAGUUUGAGUUCGAUAGCCAUAGAGACCAGGUGGGAAGGAGGGGUCCCGACCCCCUGUUCUAGCCAGACGCGUUGGAAUGUAAUCUACUCCAGACACUUUGCUUCCCUCGAAGCGCAGGAUCAGUUCCCAGGGUGCUAAGUAUUUAGCAGGACAGUGUGAAGAUGGGCCGUUUCCCUCAUCCAAGUGGCUGACGAGGUCACCCCAGGUAAUUGGCCCAGGGAUGUUCUCUCCUCCUCUGGUUUCAAAGAUGUGCAAAACAUGGUUUAAAAAACCAUGUCUGGGGCUUCCCUGGUGGCGCAGUGGUUGAGAGUCCGCCUGCCGAUGCAGGGGAGGCGGGUUCGUGCCCCGGUCCGGGAAGAUCCCACAUGCGGCGGAGCGGCUGGGACCGUGAGCCAUGGCCGCUGAGCCUGCGCGUCCGGAGCCUGUGCUCCGCACCGGGACAGGCCACAACAAUGAGAGGCCCGCUUACCGCAAAAAAAAAAAAA